AUGCCGGCUGUUGGCGAAGUCAUUCCGCCGCGGCCGGACCAGAUCAACAAAACCGAGUCGGAGACAUAUUCGAUUACCCCUGUCGGUGAUGGCAGGAACUGGAACCCCUUCAAAGACACGAUGUUUGGGGGGAUGGGUUUGAAAUCGGCGAGUAGAGGGAAGAGGUGGCCACCUGCGCAAGAGCCUCUUCAAGCAGCGAGGAGACAAAUGGAAUUUGAACUCGGAGCAAAUCUGAAUCAGCUUUCAACAAGACCGUCCGCAGAGGCCGAGAAUAUCUUGACCGGCGCAAGAGGCCCCGCUGGCGGAGGAGCAAAGAAGCGGAGCGAAUCGACAGGCCCCCUUGCGUCCAAGUCAAAGCCAAUGUGCAGGAUGGAUCCUCUACCGGCUCGGCGCUCAGAAUGCUUCCGGUGUGGCCACACCUUCACGCUUACAAGCAUCAAAACCACUACCACCCCGGACGGCGGUCUGGUCUGCAAGAGGUGUUUCAAGGAACGUAAGAAAGCUACAAAGAAAUUGGGUCAACACAAAGGAAGUCACGGGCAUAUCUCAACUUCAGCAGGCGCUGCUGAUGAAAGGCACACACGGGAAUCCACCGACAGUGGCCUGGGGGACGAGUGCGAAGGGCAACGUGAUGGCAAUGACCACGCUCGAGACGAGGUGUCCUCGAGCGAUGGUUACGCCCCAGAAGAAAUGUCCUCAAGCGAUGGCAGUGCUGCAGACGAGGUGUCCUCGAGCAACACGUGCGACUCCGAAACCUCGAGCGGAGCCACGCUCAAAACGUCUCCACGACCUCAUACCGAUGGCGGUGAAUACGAGAUUUCCCGAGAUGAAGUGACGAAGCUGCGGAGAGAGAACGCACGGCUCCGCAUGCAAUUGGCCGAUGCGCUCGAUUCGUACGCCGCCUCUGCUCGCAGAGAAGCAAGCCUGUUGAGGCAACUGAGCAGGUACGAAGGAGCUGGAGAGGGUGCUGGAGAGGCUCAAAAUCACGCGGAAGUGAAGGACGAUGACGAGGAACGAGAAAAGGAAUGA
Molecule: messenger RNA, 1029 nt
Organism: Cladophialophora carrionii CBS 160.54
Lineage: Eukaryota; Fungi; Ascomycota; Eurotiomycetes; Chaetothyriales; Herpotrichiellaceae
Exons: 1
Coding region: 1-1029 (342 amino acids)
Source: RefSeq, a predicted model, not a curated record